GUGGUGGCAGCUCAAAAGCAAAGUACAGUUGAACUGCAGCAGCCAGUCAUGUCAGGACAGGCGUUUAGAAAGUUUCUUCCCCUCUUUGACCAAGUUUUAGUUGAAAGGAGUAUAGCCAAAACUGUAACCAAAGGAGGCAUUUUGCUUCCAGAAAAAUCUCAAGGAAAAGUGUAUGGAUGGGGCUCUAGAGAAAAGAGAGAGAUUCAACUAGUUGGCGUGAAAGUUGGAGAUAAAAUUCUCCCAGAAUAUGGAAGCACCAAAGUAGUUCUGGAUGACAAGGAUUAUUUCUGGUGACAUUCUCAGGAAGUAUGUAAGCUAAAAUAAAUCAUUAUUGAAAUGGCGUCAUGUGAAGCUGCCCAUUCUAGUAAAGUUGUGAAAUCUUCCAUCAUGUAAAUAAUUUCCAUGUCUCUCUUUUAUAAUAACCUAAUGGUAUCCCAAACAAAACAAAUAAAACAUAGGGGGAAAUCUUCAUGAUAUUAGACUUGGCAGUGAUUUUUUGGAUAUGACACCAAAAGCAAUGGCAACAGAAGAAAAAAUAAUAAAAUUGAACUUUAUCAAAUAAAAGUUUUGUGCAUCAAACAAAGGUCACUCUCGAGAGAGUAAAAAGACACCCCACAGAAUGAGAGAAAAUAUUUGCAAACUAUAUAUCUGAAAAGAGAUUAAUAUCCAGAACACAUAAAGAAUUCCCACAAUUCAACCACACAAACAGAAAGAAAAUUCAAAAAUGGGCAAAGGACUUAAAUCAACAUUUCUCCAAAGAAGAUACACAAAUGGCCAGUGAGCAUGUGAAAAGAUGUUUGCCAUCUUUUAGUCAUUAAGGAAAUGCAGAUCAAAACCACGAUGAGAUACCACUUCAUACCCCAGUAGGAUUUUCUUUUUUUUCUAAAAAUGGGAAAUAGGGCACCUGGGUGGCUCAGUUGGUUAAGCAACUGACUUUGACUCAAGUCAUGAUCUUGCAGUUCACUAGUUUGGGCCCCUCCUCUAACUCUGUGCUGACAGCUCAGAGCCUGGAGCCUGCUUUGGAUCUCUCUCUCUCUCUCUCUCUCUCUCUCUCUCUCUCUCUCUGUCUCUGCCCUUCCCCUGCUCUCGC
Molecule: messenger RNA, 1090 nt
Organism: Acinonyx jubatus (cheetah)
Lineage: Eukaryota; Metazoa; Chordata; Mammalia; Carnivora; Felidae
Product: 10 kDa heat shock protein, mitochondrial-like
Exons: 1
Coding region: 49-294 (81 amino acids)
Cellular component (GO): mitochondrial matrix
Molecular function (GO): ATP binding; metal ion binding; protein folding chaperone
Source: RefSeq, a predicted model, not a curated record